AGUUGCUCUUCAUAUUCAAUUGCCGUAUCUAUCUAGCGCCUGCUUGCCAUGGACGCCUCUCGCCCUCUACUGGCCGGCGACACUAGCGACGAGGAAGAGCUUGGUGCUCGUUCUCCCGAUUGUCUGUCCAGGUACCUGUCGGCUGGCAACGGCACGAGUCUUACCAACGGGAAAACGCCAAGUAACGGGCACAGUGGCAACGGCCACGCUCCCUACUUCGCCUCGAGCGAUGGCAAAGGCGACGACGAUCUGGACCAGGACAAACGGAUACUAUGCUGCCGGCCCUGUAGCCAGUGGCCAUGCUGGAAGUGGGUCUUUCCGGAUCGCAUAGGCGACUACGAAGAUUUCGCCACGUCAGCUCAGAUGGGAGAAAUCUAUGCACUACGACAGACAGCACGCGAACAAUUCGAACCGACGCUGCCAGGUACAGAGCUGAGAUGCAACUAGUGGGUUCUCGAGUUCUCGAUUGCAGGAGUCUGACACGGCUGCCUCUUAUAUAGAGGAUGAUGACAUGCUGCAGCACCUCUGGAGCGGCCUGUUCCCCACACUGCCGUACGAAGGACGCGUCAACGUGCGUUGGCGAGACGUGGGCUUCCAAGUGCGAUCGACAGUCUUGUCAGCAUGCUUCAAGUGUUUUGAACUGAUGCUGACACUUGCUGCUCUUUGCGUUCUUGCUUCACAGAACGACGACCCGGCGUCUGACCUCCGCACUUCAGGACGACUGGCGAUCCGGAUGCUACUCUACUUCUCAGAUCACCUCAACGACGAGUUCAAGCGAAUGCUACGUGAGAAUCGCUUCCCUGUGUGCUUGUGCGCACUGAAUCUGCUGGAAAUGCUGCUGUGCCACUUGAAACUCAAAGAGCCGCUUCCACUCGUGUGUCCGUGCUGCGGUACGGAAAACGCCGAGCUCGAGACAUCCCAGCAGCCCAGUCGGUCACACCCGGAGCUGCGUGGGUUUGUAGCUCUCAUGGGGGACGCAUCCUCGCUCGCGUCAUCGGCCUUCUCUCAUCAAUUAGCGUGCGCAGAAGGUGGACCAGCCGAGAUUGCGCUUGCACACGUGUUCGCGCACUCGUUAUUAGUGAUGGACGCCGUGUGGAAGCAGCAGCUACAGCGAGAUCCGACCACAACGUUGAUGCAUUUCCGAGAAGCUCUGGUAGAGACAAGAGUGCGGAUUGUGGCCUUCCUGUCACGUCGACGCCUGCCCCUGACACUUGCAGAGCUCGAUGUCUGGGGCUACCGACAACGAGCACGUUGCCGCAGUUUCCGCAAGGCCGCGUAAGUACGUCAGUUGUUAUAUUAGCUAGUACCGAUAACUAAUAGCGAUCAAAGCACACAAACAGCGAGUAGGGUGGAUUUAUCUAUGC
This is a messenger RNA of Phytophthora nicotianae INRA-310, 1364 nucleotides long. RefSeq lists its product as hypothetical. The transcript is spliced from 2 exons. Lineage: Eukaryota; Oomycota; Peronosporomycetes; Peronosporales; Peronosporaceae. The coding region runs from base 512 to 1279 and encodes 255 amino acids. The record is from RefSeq and is a predicted model, not a curated record.